Suricata suricatta (meerkat) is the source of this 1099-nucleotide messenger RNA. RefSeq names its product chromosome 2 C10orf120 homolog (gene C2H10orf120). The record is from RefSeq and is a predicted model, not a curated record. NCBI's taxonomy places the organism in Eukaryota, Metazoa, Chordata, Mammalia, Carnivora, Herpestidae.
UUGGGCUCCCAUUCAACUGUCCUAGAAGGAAACCCCAGGCCACAGCAUCUCCUGUUCUAGCCUGUGGCCAGAGUAUGAUCCAGGAAUGGGAGAAGGGCUGCCAGAACGUUGGGAAACAGAGACCCCCAGAAAGGAAGGCUGCAGACGGCCGGGGGAGAAAGAAUGGAGUGCCAGUCAGAUUGUACAACAGCGAUUCCUUUUGGGAAAAAAGCCGCCUCCGCUGUCAGUGCGGUCUGUGUUCUACUUCCCCAUUGAGGGUGUGGACCAAAUUCUACACAUCAGACCCACGCAUCGCCCUUGGGAAAUACUCCCCCUUGGAAAAAGAGAUCCUGCGUCUGGGUGGCGUUCACACGGCAGCGACAAGGAGGUUUCUGACUCACAAGCAAGAGGAAGAACGGAAAGCCCUCAGGGAGCUCCAGGCGCUGUCUUCGGACUACAAACGGGCGCUGGAAUCCCGGCCGCCACAUCGCAAUCCCUGUGCCACCUGCAGGCCCCUGGAAAAGAUCUGGACGGCCAAGGUGGUCGUGCCCGCCGAGGAGUUCAGAAUGCCGUCUCGCGAGCAGCUCACUGUCAUCAGGCACAUAGAACGGAUGCGGCUCGCUCGAGCCCCACAAAGUAAGCGCCUCCUGCCCCACAUGGAGAGGUCCAAGGGCUCUUCACUUCUGCCCCGAGGGGACCUGGGCCCAACGGCAAAAGAGAAGGCCAGGGAAGACGACGAAGAUGCAGGUUUCUACGACGAUGCCGCGCAAGGGGAGAGAGGCGAGGCAGAGAACCAGGCCACGAGGAGACGAGAAAUAAAAAUGAAGGUCAUUUUCAAGUCAGAAGAACCGAAAAAACGCACCACACACCAUCCGAACGAUCGGAAACCAUUCUUCCCCACCAAGAAAGUGGAGCGGUCCAUCGCUGGCCUAACCAACCGAAACCUUUUACACUUAGCUGAGUUCCCUGGUGACCUGAUGCGGAUGAGUCAGGAUCUUAUCUCCCGGGGAGCGCACCCCACCGGUGUGACGAAGGCCAGCCUGGUGGGGGAAGACCGUGUCUGGAAGGGAUACAGGUACAAAGCUCCUUACUAGUAAAGUCUAACUUGAUGCCAUGGUAA